CCGGCUCGUUUUACGGCAGGUCGCAGUCUGAAGUUCAAAAAGAGAGCAUAACAACAACACAGACAUGAGUGUGACUUUCAGCAGUCAGUGAUGAAUAAAGUGAUGAUCAUAGACGAUCGCAACACAGGAUCUUAGCAGAGAAAAUGGCUAGUACCAUGGUGGCCGUGGGUCUUACCCUGGCAGCGGCAGGGUUUGCAGGUCGCUACGCAAUGCAAGCUAUGAAACACAUGGAGCCACAAGUGAAACUAGCUCUGGAGGCAUCCAAAUCGGCUUUUGGUAGCGGAUACUACAGAGGUGGUUUUGAACCGAAGAUGACCAGGAGAGAAGCUUCCCUUAUUCUUGGCAUCAGUCCUACUGCUAACAAAAACAAGAUCAGAGAGGCACACAGAAAACUGAUGAUUUUAAACCAUCCUGACCGAGGCGGAUCCCCAUAUCUGGCAGCAAAAAUCAACGAGGCUAAAGAUUUACUUGAUGGACAGAUGAAGAAAUAGAUUGUCAUCGAAUGUUUGAUCAAGCCCUGUCUGAUGCACUUGAAUUCUCACGUGAUCAUUAAACAACAUCUUGUCAUCUAGAUAUCAUCUCCUUUUGUAUGCAAAUAAAUCAAUUUACACACCACAGCUAAUUGUGCUCCGUAUUAGAUUCAGUACCUUUUAUAACAGUGUGAACAGCAAAAAUCACAUUUAAUCUGAAUUCAGUUCCAAUUUUAGUUUAUUGUUAUUAUUUGUGAAAUGUCGUAGAAAUUUCUAAAAGAAAACUUUUUCAAAGUAAUUCCUACACCUACUUUUUUCUUUUUGGUCAAAUUCGCUGUGAAAAUUCACCAAAUAACGUUAAAAGUGUAUUGUUAAAAGUAUUCAGGAACCUUGUUUUGACAGAAAAGACAAAACAAAACAAGAGAUGCACCAACUUUGAAAGGCUGGCUGGAAGAUCAAAUGUUUAUUUAUGAACUACCUGCAUACAAAACAUAUUGCACAUCAAACAACCAGAAUGAUCUUUAAAAAAAAACCAUAA
Molecule: messenger RNA, 1008 nt
Organism: Carassius auratus (goldfish)
Lineage: Eukaryota; Metazoa; Chordata; Actinopteri; Cypriniformes; Cyprinidae
Gene: dnajc19
Product: DnaJ (Hsp40) homolog, subfamily C, member 19
Exons: 6
Coding region: 144-491 (115 amino acids)
Biological process (GO): protein import into mitochondrial matrix
Cellular component (GO): PAM complex, Tim23 associated import motor
Molecular function (GO): ATPase activator activity
Source: RefSeq, a predicted model, not a curated record